Messenger RNA from Wyeomyia smithii (pitcher-plant mosquito), 972 nucleotides. RefSeq names its product nucleosome assembly protein 1-like 1. Lineage: Eukaryota; Metazoa; Arthropoda; Insecta; Diptera; Culicidae. The record is from RefSeq and is a predicted model, not a curated record. The coding region runs from base 13 to 930 and encodes 305 amino acids. Gene Ontology annotation, biological process: nucleosome assembly. The transcript has a single exon. Gene Ontology annotation, molecular function: chromatin binding; histone binding. Gene Ontology annotation, cellular component: nucleus; chromatin.
UCUUAGGUAGUCAUGAUUGAAAAAUCAUUCCUCAAUUUUUUCCAGCAUUUCUUCUGGUUUUCUUUUUGCCAACGACAGUCAAACCACCUAGUAGAAAACGACCAAUUUUAUCAUCGAUUUCUGGAUUUGAGUAUCAAAAUAGAGCAGCUGCAAGCGAUUACCAUGCUUCCCCCCAGUAUUAACAGCAAAAUUGAGGCAUUAAAACAAAUCCAGCUAGAUCUUCUGACCAAGGAAGCCGAUUUUCACAAACAGAUAUAUUCGUUGGAGGUUGAGUUCCAGAAAAGUUUAUCAGGUGUCUUCGAAGAAAGACGGCGCAUAGUAAAUGGUUUCGAAGCUACGGAAUCGCAGCAGCAAGAAGUUGCUAGCGAUGCUAACGGGAUCCCUGAAUUUUGGUUGACUGUGUUCAAAAGGGCUCCAUUUUUGCAAGAUAUGCUCCACGAGCAAGAUGAACCAGCAUUGAAGUGCCUCCUGGACGUUCGGUCCAUUUCGAUCAAUCAGCCGCGGUCUGGAUUUGUACUGGAAUUCGAAUUUGGUCCGAAUGACUACUUCAGUAAUCAUACUCUCACCAAACGAUACGAAAUGGAAUGUGUUCCAGACGUGGAGAAGCUUUUGUCGUUCGACGGGUUUGAAAUUUACGAUUCUACUGGAUGCGAGAUUAACUGGAAAGAUGGACGUAAUCUUACCUUGGCUACAGUAGACGGAACUGAGCGUUCCGUGGAUUCGUUUUUCAAUUUUUUUGAUCCAAAAAAGUUACUCGCCAAAACGGAUUCAGCAACGUACAAGCAAUUUAUGGAGUUCGAUUUCGAAAUAGGCUACUACAUUAAGGAACGAGUUGUGCCGCGUGCCAUACUGUUUUUCAAUGGAGAAUUUAUUGAUAGUGAAGACACGGGUGAGUUCCAACCGCAGGUUGCGGAUGGACAGAAAAAUUAGUUGAUGUGUAUUGAAUAAAAGAAAUGCGAAUGGAGCAGUUGU